Molecule: messenger RNA, 1746 nt
Organism: Lathyrus sativus (Indian pea)
Lineage: Eukaryota; Viridiplantae; Streptophyta; Magnoliopsida; Fabales; Fabaceae
Source: the annotation of a GenBank genome assembly
AUGGAGGAUGGUAUAGUUUUCAGUAUGUGGAGGAAUUUUGAUUUGGACUGGUCAGCUCAGAACUCAGUUGGGAACUCUGGUGGAAUUUUAACCAUGUGGAAUACUGUCAGAAUCUCUGCUUGUUUUAGUUUUAGUGGGAAAGGAUUCUUAGUCCUAAAUUUUGUUUGGAAUAACCAUAGGUUGAUGGUGAUCAACGUUUACGUGCCUUGUGGAUCAGCUGAUAAGAGGAAGCUAUGGAGAGAUUUGAUUAAAAUUAAGAACAAUUACCCUGAUAUUGGUUGGAUCGUGGGAGGGGAUUUUAAUGCGGUGAAAAAUAGGGAGGAAAGGAAGGGCAUAAGUGGUUUUAACAGUAGGGAUGUGAAGGAGUUAUGUGAUUUCAUUGAGGAAAUUAAUUUGGUGGAUUUACCGAUGUUUGGGAGCCGUUUCACUUGGUUCAAUUCUAAGGGUAAGAGCAAAAGUAGGCUGGAUAGAGUUUUGGUUGAUCACAGGGUUAUUUAUUUGUUUACUCUGAAGAAUCUAGUGGUGGGGGAUAGAGGCAUAUCGGAUCAUCGGCCGGUGUGGUUGAAGUCCAAUUUCAUCAAUUGGGGACCAAAACCUUUUAGGACUUUCAACUGUUGGUUCUACCACAAGGAUUUCAUCCCGUUCGUUACGAAACCGUGGCGAUCUUACCAAUUUACAGGUUCUUUCUGCAGCAUCCUUACUAAGAAAUUUCAAGCUCUUAAAUCAGACCUCAGGAUUUGGAAUCUCAAAGUGUUUGGUUGGCUGGAUUUGAACAUAGAGGAUAAUAUCUAUAAGUUCAAAAAGCUGGAACUGGAAUUAGAUGUGGAGUCUAAUCAGCAAUCUACCGAUCUGGACAAAGAGAAACUGCGUUGGCUCCAAAAUGGGGAUCUUAAUACCAAAUGUUUUCACGACUCCCUUAAAUCCAGGCAUAGGUUGAAUCAUCUCUCAGCUAUUGUAGUGGAAGACAGGAAUGUGGAAGAACCUGAGAAUAUUAAGGAUGAAGCGAUUAAGUUCUUUAAGGACAAAUUCACGCAAUCAAACUCGAAAAAAUUCAGAAGUGAUUUGGCUUUGGCUGCCUGUCUAGAUGAGGAAGACAAACAGUUUCUGGAAACAAAUUUUAGCACCUUUGAUGUUACAAAGGCUAUUUUUAGUUGUGACGGUAACAAAUUCCCCGGUGUCGAUGGAUUUAAUUUUAAAUUCAUAAAAUCAUGUUGGGAAAUAGUAGGUCAGGACUUCUCGAAUUGCAUUUUGGAUUUCUUCAAGACAGGAUUUCUCCCUAGGAUGUUUGCGUCCUCUUUCAUUUCGUUGGUUCCGAAGAUCUCCAAUCCGCAACAAUUUGAAGAUUUCAGGCCAAUUUCUCUUAUUAGUUGUAUCUCCAAGGUAAUCUCCAAGAUGCUUGCUUGUAGUUUGAGCAAGGUUAUUCAUAAAAUUAUAUCUCCUUCUCAAACAGCUUUUAUACCGGGUCGACAAAUUUACGAUGGGGUUCUGCUGGCCAAUGAAAUAGAAGAUUAUGCUAAGAGAUUUAAAAUGGAAUGUCUGUUUUUCAAAGUCGACUUUGCUAAAGCCUACAACUGUGUCGGCUGGAUUUUCCUAGAUGAAAUGCUUGUUAAGAUGGGUUUUGGUCUUAAUUGGUUAAAGUGGAUUAGAGGAUCAGUGUUCAAGAGUUACGUUUCGAUCCUUAUUAAUGGAAGUCCUUCGAAGAAUUUCAAGGUUGGAAGGGGUCUGAAGCCACUACGCCAAAAUUGA